This is a messenger RNA of Bipolaris zeicola 26-R-13, 384 nucleotides long. RefSeq lists its product as uncharacterized. The transcript is spliced from 3 exons. Lineage: Eukaryota; Fungi; Ascomycota; Dothideomycetes; Pleosporales; Pleosporaceae. The coding region runs from base 1 to 384 and encodes 127 amino acids. The record is from RefSeq and is a predicted model, not a curated record.
AUGGUCAGACAACAUGGCAGUUUAGAGAAGGAUGAAGAGACGAACCAGGCGGCCUGGGAGGCGGCGCGUGGUGCGCUAGUCGGCGGUACAAAGUGGGGUGCUUUCUUCGCCGUAGGAGGCGGUGUCGCGUAUGCGUUUUCCCCCCUCUACCGCGGUCUGACUGUCCAAUUCAAAACAUACAUACAAAUGAGUGGUAUGAUACUAGGCGGCAUGCUCGAAGCAGACAAGCGCAUGGUGAAUUAUCAGCAUCGCGUUAGACAUCAUAAGAGGCUGGCGAGGGAUAUGGAGAUCUGGAGACGGUACGAGGAUACGUACGAGGAGAGAGGGACGCCAGGAGUAGGAGCGGAGAGCGAUGUACAUGGACCAGAUGGAAAAAGUGCAUAG